This is a messenger RNA of Pipra filicauda (Wire-tailed manakin), 5810 nucleotides long. RefSeq names its product AT-rich interaction domain 1A (gene ARID1A). The record is from RefSeq and is a predicted model, not a curated record. The coding region runs from base 316 to 4539 and encodes 1407 amino acids. Gene Ontology annotation, molecular function: DNA binding; nucleosome binding. Gene Ontology annotation, biological process: chromatin remodeling; positive regulation of DNA-templated transcription; regulation of transcription by RNA polymerase II. The transcript has 13 exons. NCBI's taxonomy places the organism in Eukaryota, Metazoa, Chordata, Aves, Passeriformes, Pipridae. Gene Ontology annotation, cellular component: nBAF complex; nucleoplasm; brahma complex.
GGGAGCCCCGUCCCGGGUCCCCCCCCACCCCCCCUUUCCUCCUCCUUCCCCCCCACUCCCUCCUCCUCCCCUUUCUCCGCCGGCUGCAACCGAGGAGGUACAGCGGGGCCAGGCCCCGGGAAGCCCAGCCCAGCGGAGCCCUCCCCGCCUCGCCGAGCAGGCCGGGGGGGAAUGAGCCCCCGCUGCCCUGAAGAGCCGCCCGCCGCCGCCUGAGCGGGGAGAGCAGAGCAGCGAGGCCUCACGCCGGCCGGCCAGGCAGGGAGCAGCUCGGGGGGACCGGUCCGGGGGGGUGGCUGGGUGGGGAGGGGGGGGAUCAUGGCUGCUCAGGUCGCCCCCGCCGCCGCCAGCAGCCUGGGCGCCCCGGCUCCAUCCGAGCUGAAGAAAGCGGAGGCGCAGCAGCGGGAUUGUCCCCCGGAGGAGGCGGGGGGUGAGGCGGCGGCGGCGGAGCGCGGCGAGAAGCAGGCGGAGAGCGAGGGCCCGUCGGGGAAGGAGCUGCAGGACGGGGCCGAGAGCAACGGAGGGGGCGCAGGGGCCGAGUCCGACCUGAAGAGCUCGAACGGGAACCCGGGCCCCAGGCCCGCCGCCGCCGCCACCCUGAACAAUAACCUCCCGGAGCCGCCCGGUGGCGGCGGCGGCGGCAGCGACGGGGUGGGGGCGCCGCAGCCGCCGCCGCCGCAGCAGCAGCAGCCGCCCCCUUCCCACCCGGCCGCCUUGCCCCCGCCAGCCUACGGCUUCGGGCAGCCCUACGGCCGGGGCGCCGCCGCCGCUGCCUUCCACCAACAUGGCGGACAACAAAGCCCUGGCAUGGCAGCGCUGCAGAGCGGGGGCCUGGAGCAGAACUACCCGGGGCCGGCGGGAGCCCCCGCGGGGCCGCCCCCUCCGCAGAACUCGCACGGCGCCGGGGCCGAGCACGGCUUCCCCAACCACCAGUACAACUCCUACUACGCGGCCGGGCGCAGCGCCGGCUCCUACCCGCCUCCCCCUCAGGCCUACGCCCUGAGCUCCCCCCGGGGCUCCGCGCCGCCGGCCGCCAAGUCCCCCGCGGCCGCCGCGGCCGCCGCCGCCUUCCAGCAGCAGCAGCAGCAGCGCUUCGGGGUCAUGGGUCCCUCGGCCGCCGGCGGCGCGGGAGGAGGGGGCACCACCCCGCAGCCCACGGCCACCCCCACCCUCAACCAGCUCCUCACCUCCCCCAGCUCCGCCCGCGCCUACCAGGGCUACCCCGGGGGCGACUAUAGCGCCGGGCCGCAGGACGGGGCGGCCGCCGCCAAGGGCGCCGCCGACAUGGUCUCGCAGUACGGCGGGGGCAGCGGCCAGGGCUGGGGAGCAGCGGCCGGCGGGGCCCCGCCGAGGAGCCACCACGCGCCCAUGAGCCCCGGGAGCAGCGGCGGAGGCGGCGGGGGACAGACCCUCGGCAGGAGCCAGCAGCCCUCGAGCCCGAUGGAUCAGAUGGGGAAGAUGAGGCCACAGCCCUACGGAGGGAACAACCCCUACACACAACAGCAGGGACCUCAGGCGGGGCCACAGCAAGGACAUGGCUACCCAGGACAGCCCUAUGGGCCACAGACUCCCCAGAGAUAUCCCAUGGGAAUGCAAAGCAGGACGCAAAGUACGAUGGGCAGCAUCUCAUAUGCACAGCAGAUGCCUCCCUACGGGCAGCAGGGCCCCAGCGCGUAUGGGCAGCAAAGCCAGACUCCAUAUUACAACCAGCAAAGCCCUCACCCCCAGCAGCAGCAGCCUCCAUACUCCCAGCAGCCUCCAUCCCAGACCCCUCACUCUCAGCCUUCUUAUCAGCAGCAGCAACAGCCUCAGUCUCAAGCUCCACAGCUCCAGACAUCGCAGCCGGCGUAUUCCCAGCAGCAAUCCCAGCCGCCCCAUCAGCAGUCCCCGACUCCAUACCCCCAGCAGCAAUCCACAGCCCAGCAGCACCCCCAGAGCCAGCCCCCCUACUCCCAGCAGCAGUCACAGUCGCCGUACCAGCAGCAGCAAACCCAGCAAUCAGCUUCCUCAGCCCUGUCCCAGCAGUCCUCGUCGUACCCCCAGUCCCAGCCGCCGCAGCCGCAGUCUGCGUAUUCCCAGCAACGCUUCCCCCCUCCUCAGGAGUUAUCUCAAGACUCAUUUGGGUCCCAGGCAUCAUCUGCUCCCUCAAUGGCUUCCAGUAAAGGGCAAGAAGACAUGAACUUGAAUCUUCAGUCCAGACCUUCCAGCCUGCCGGACCUGUCUGGUUCCAUAGAUGAUCUGCCCAUGGGUACCGAAGGAGCCCUGAGCCCUGGCGUAAGCACAUCAGGGAUUUCCAGCAGUCAAGGAGAGCAGAGUAACCCAGCUCAGUCUCCUUUCUCGCCACAUACCUCUCCUCACCUGCCAGGCAUCAGAGGACCCUCCCCAUCCCCAGUUGGAUCUCCAGCCAGUGUUGCUCAGUCCCGCUCUGGGCCACUCUCACCUGCUGCAGUACCAGGCAAUCAGAUGCCACCCCGACCGCCCAGCGGCCAGUCGGACACCAUCCUGCAUCCUUCCAUGAACCAGUCCAGCAUCGCCCAGGAUCGAGGUUACAUGCAGAGGAACCCUCAGAUGCCCCAGUACAGCUCCCCCCAGCCCGGCUCAGCCUUAUCCCCCCGGCAGUCCUCCGGGGGCCAGAUGCACGCCGGGAUGGGGCCGUACCAGCAGAACUCCAUGGGAAGCUACGGACCCCAGGGUGGGCAGUACGGACCUCAAGGAGGUUAUCCCAGGCAGCCAAACUACAAUGCCAUGUCCAAUGCCAACUACCCCAGCCCGGGCAUGGGAGGAAGCAUGAACCCCAUGGGAGCAGGGAGCCAGAUGCACGGGCAGACUGGUGUGCCCCCGUACAGCGGGAUCCCCCCGGGCAGGAUGAGCCAUGCAGCCAUGGGGAACAGGCCCUACGGACCCAAUAUGGCAAAUAUGCCCCCCCAGGUGGGCACAGGGAUGUGCCCCCCGCCCGCCGGGAUGAACCGCAAAGCACAAGAGGCAGCUGCUGCUGCCAUGCACGCUGCUGCCAACUCCAUCCAGAACAGGCCUCCUGGUUAUCCCAACAUGAAUCAAGGGGGCAUGAUGGGCACUGGGCCUCCUUAUGGACAGGGAAUUAACAGUAUGGCUGGCAUGAUAAACCCCCAGGGCCCACCCUACCCCAUGGGUGGGAAUAUGGCCAACAACUCUGCAGGGAUGGCAGCAAGCCCUGAAAUGAUGGGACUUGGGGAUGUCAAGUUAACACCUGCAACUAAAAUGAACAACAAGGCAGAUGGGACGCCAAAAGCAGAAUCCAAGUCAAAGAAGUCCAGUUCCUCUACUACAACCAAUGAGAAGAUCACCAAACUCUACGAGCUGGGUGGGGAGCCCGAGAGGAAGCUGUGGGUGGAUCGUUACCUGGCCUUCACCGAGGAGAAGGCCAUGGGAAUGACCAACCUCCCUGCAGUGGGCAGGAAACCCUUGGACCUUUACCGGCUCUACAUCUCCGUGAAGGAGAUUGGAGGAUUGACUCAGGUCAACAAGAACAAGAAAUGGCGCGAGUUGGCCACAAAUCUCAACGUGGGCACGUCCAGCAGUGCAGCCAGUUCCUUGAAGAAGCAGUACAUCCAGUGUCUCUAUGCCUUCGAGUGCAAGAUUGAGCGAGGAGAAGACCCCCCUCCUGAUAUCUUUGCAGCUGCUGAUUCAAAGAAGUCUCAGACUAAGAUACAGCCUCCAUCUCCAGGUGAGUUCAGACACUGGUUUAAGGUGUGCAGUGGAUGUGUGAACUGGAGGGUCUCUGGCACUGUGCACCCCACCCCAUGUGCUGUGGGUCCAAACUUCCACAAAGCCCCCAGAUGUUCUCUGUGGUGGUGGGACUGUUUGGAGAUGCUGCGUGAGAAUACACUGGUCACGUUGGCCAACAUUUCCGGGCAGCUGGACCUCUCCCCUUACCCGGAAAGCAUCUGUUUGCCUAUCCUGGAUGGACUCCUCCACUGGGCAGUGUGUCCGUCAGCAGAGGCCCAGGAUCCCUUCCCGACACUGGGGCCCAACGCUGUCCUCUCCCCUCAGAGACUGGUUUUGGAAACACUCAGCAAACUCAGCAUCCAGGACAACAACGUGGAUUUGAUCCUGGCGACUCCCCCGUUCAGCCGCCUGGAGAAGCUGUACAGCACCAUGGUGCGGUUCCUCAGUGACAGAAAGAACCCGGUGUGCCGGGAGAUGGCCGUGGUACUACUGGCCAACUUGGCACAGGGGGACAGCCUGGCGGCGAGGGCCAUCGCCGUGCAGAAGGGCAGCAUUGGCAACUUGCUGGGCUUCCUGGAGGACAGCCUGGCAGCCACGCAGUUCCAGCAGAGCCAGGCCGGGCUGAUGCACAUGCAGAACCCGCCCUUCGAGUCGACGAGCGUGGACAUGAUGCGCCGAGCCGCCCGGGCCCUGCUGGCCCUGGCCAAGGUGGACGAGAACCACUCGGAGUUCACGUUGUACGAGUCGCGGCUGUUGGACAUCUCCGUGUCGCCUUUGAUGAACUCUUUGGUUUCACAAGUUAUUUGUGACGUACUGUUUUUAAUUGGCCAGUCAUGACAGCUGUGGGAUCCGAGACCCUGUGUGCGUGUGCGUGAGUGGAGAACUUAGAAACUGACUGUUUGCCCUUUAUUUAUGCAAAACCACCUCAGAAUCCACUGUCUGCCCUGCGCUGUCCUGCUUCUCCCUCGGGGAAAGAUGUCCCUGGCCCCUCUCCCCUUUCCCCUGCCCUUCAGAAUUUGUCCUGAAAUCCCUUAUUAAAGGAGACAAAGUUCUGUCUACAUAGAAGACUUUUUUUAUUUUAACCAAAGUUACUGUCGUUUACAGUGAGUUUGGGGAAAAACGACUUGCCGUGUUAUCCCAUUGACAGGCACCACUUUCAUAACUGUUUUUAAAUGGUAAAAAACUCUGAAGGACAAAAAAAAAAAAAAGUGACUGCUGAACUCUGUGUGGUUUAUCGUUGUACAUUCACAAUCUUGCAGGAACCAAGAAGUUACCAGUUGUGAACAGACCUUGUCCAAGGGAGGCCUGUGCAGUAGCGUGUAGAACUCCAUGUACUGUACACCUUAAACUGUAAACAUACUGUAAUAAUGUCUCACAUGGAUUAAAAAAAAAAAAAAGAAAAAAAGAAAAAAACGCUGGAUCAGCAGCAAGCUGUAGUUUUUAAAAAUGUUUUUAGUUAAUGUUGAGGAGAAAAAAAAAAAAAGGCUUUUCCCCCAAAGUAUAAUGUGUGAACCUACAACACCCUGACCUCUUUCUCUCUUCCUCCUUGAUUGUAUGAAUAACCCUGAGAUCACCUCUUAGAACUGGUUUUAACCUUUAGCUGCAGCCCGAGAGCUGCCACGUGUGUAUAUAUAUAUGACGUUGUACAUUGCACAUACCCUGAGACUCCUGCAGUUUUGUCCCCCUCUCCCCACCCCUUUAUAGUAUGACGAGUUAACGAGUUGAUGACCUGCAAAAGCGAGACACAAUUAUUUAAUCUCUUGCCAGACAUCCCUCCCUGGAGGAUGCUGUACAGGUCUCUGUGUAUAAAGUCAUUGCUGUCUCAGCAGCCAAUCAACUUAUAGUUUAUUUUUUCCUGUUUUUGUUUUCUUUCUAAUCGAGGUGUGAAAAAGUUCUAGGUUCAGUUGAAGUUCCUGAUGAAGAAACACAAUUGAGAUUUUUCAGUGAUGAAUUCUGCAUAUUUGUAUUUCAGACGAUGUAGCUAAAAACUUGAUGUAAAUUCCUCCCUUUUUUCCUUUUUUGGCUUAAUGAAUAUCAUUUAUUCAGUAUGAAAUCUUUAUACUAUAUGUUCCACGUGUUAAGAAUAAAUGUACAUUAAAUCUUGGUAA